AUGGCCGGGCAAAAGGUAUCUGAAGGAAUGCUUCACUGGACUGUGAAACCCUGGUUACGCCGUCUGCUGACGCGUGGAAUCAGUAUCGUGCCCAGCAUCAUCAUCGCCGGAUCUAUUGGAAAAGGUGGUCUCAACCAGGCAUUGACAGCGACCCAAGUACUCAGCGUGAUUUUGCCAUUGGUCAAUGCACCGUUACUCUGGUUCACCUGCCGAAGCCACAUCAUGACCGUUCGUGCUGACGAGGAUGGAAGACAGGGAAGCCACGACGAAAUUGUCAACAUGCGGAAUGGAUGGAUCGUUACUACUCUGGCGGUGUUGAUUUGA
Messenger RNA from Cyphellophora europaea CBS 101466, 324 nucleotides. RefSeq lists its product as uncharacterized. Gene Ontology annotation, cellular component: membrane. Bases 1 to 324 code for a protein of 107 amino acids. The transcript has a single exon. The record is from RefSeq and is a predicted model, not a curated record. NCBI's taxonomy places the organism in Eukaryota, Fungi, Ascomycota, Eurotiomycetes, Chaetothyriales, Cyphellophoraceae. Gene Ontology annotation, biological process: intracellular manganese ion homeostasis; iron ion transport. Gene Ontology annotation, molecular function: manganese ion transmembrane transporter activity; cadmium ion transmembrane transporter activity.